Messenger RNA from Ixodes scapularis (black-legged tick), 2856 nucleotides. RefSeq names its product tetratricopeptide repeat protein 17. Gene Ontology annotation, molecular function: protein binding. Lineage: Eukaryota; Metazoa; Arthropoda; Arachnida; Ixodida; Ixodidae. Gene Ontology annotation, cellular component: actin cytoskeleton; cytoplasm. The transcript is spliced from 9 exons. Bases 47 to 1444 code for a protein of 465 amino acids. The record is from RefSeq and is a predicted model, not a curated record. Gene Ontology annotation, biological process: actin filament polymerization.
GAACUUUUUCGAUUUCGACAAAAGUUCGCAACAUAUCCAAAAUACGAUGGCGGUCUUGAGCGAGCGGCUGCCCGCUUUCAGCAUCUGCUUCUACGUCUCGAUUCUCCACCUGAUACAUUACUCCGAAUGUUCCACGCACUGGGUGGUCACGGAUAAGGGCAAAAUACAGCCGCAGAUGGACAGUGUGUUUUCGUUGCGGCGUCCGUACGACCUGCUGGCACUGCUGGCGCAAGAGGAGCGUGCAGUCCAGGUGGAGGAGUUCAAGCAGCAGCUGCUUCGGCGGAAGCAGGAGAUUGACCGGUGCGAGGACCAGGCCUCUGACGUAGAGCAGCGGCUCUACUCCACCGACAAGGACUGCAUCCUUGCCGCACAGCCGCUCACCGACUUUGACCUCUACGUCAGCACGGUCGUCCCGUUCGACCACAAGAUACAGAGCCACUGGGACAAGGCAGACCUUCGGACGGCGCGGGCGGAGCUUCCUGAACCGGACUGCUCGAGGGUCCUAGACUUGGACUUCAGCAUGCACUCCUUCGAGCACCUCACGGGUGUUCGUGAACGCCACAACCUAACCAUGAGCCCAGAGGCCGGCUUGCACCGGGCAGUGUCGGCCAUCGAAGGGACCGAAGAGUUUGGCUACGAGGUCUACAAGGCCAUGGCCAAGAACAACACCUCCUGGGUGAUCUUCAACCUGGCGGCUUACUACUGGCGGGAACGGGGGGAUCCGGCCAACGCGAUCGAGUGCGUGCGCAGGGCGCUCCACUUCUCACCCAGGGAGCACAAAGACGUGGCCCUCAUCAGCCUCGGGAACGUGCUGCACCGAUCGCACCUGUCCGAAGAGGCGGCCAUCGUGGUUCAUGCUGCCGUCGACACCGCGCCCGACAACGCCAUCUGUCACUUCACCCUGGGGAACAUCUACGCGGUGCUGGCGGACUACAACAAGAGUGUCGUCUGCUUCGAGAACACGCUCAAGGUUCAGCCAGACUUCCUGAAUGCUCGUCAGAGGCUUCACGCCGUUCUCUGCCACGGCAAGCUCGAGGCGGCUUUAGAAGCCCAACACAGCUCCCUGCAGAGGACGCUGACUCAGCUGCGGGAGUACCAGGAGCAGCGGGAACAGUGGCUGCACCAGAACGCCAAGCUGCUGAGCGAGCAGGCGCCGCCAGAGAUGCGGCUGGAGCAGCACCUCGAGUACGAGGAGCACAAGAUCCGCGAAAGCCUCGACGGAAAGGGGCACGACUGCUACCAGUUUGAGCAGAACGGGCACAUGGUGCUGAGCUGCAACAUGCGCAGGGACUCAUACCGGCUCAACAGCCUGCUGGACCUCAGCCUCAAUGUGCAGUUCGUGCAGGCCGUGGAGUCGCGCGUCAGCCGGCUGGGCCAGAAGGCGGCCGCGGCGGCGGCGGCUCGCAACCCCGGCCCCUCGGGAGAGGAGUGUCAGAACGCCUGAGUGUACCAAAUGGACCGAACCGCGUGAGUUGUGUCUAAAAGAAUUUUCAGGGCCGACGUGCAGUUUUUGCUUUUGAAAUGGCUGUGGGAAGUGAGCCGAAUCCAGACUCCCUUUUGGGUUCCCCCGAUGUUUGUGAGGCUGUAGAUUCGUAGCUCUCGAAUUUGAGCGGCGCCCCUGGCACCUAGAAUGGCAAGUGCGAAUAUAGGUUUUGAUCUUGUCGGACGGCCUUUAGUGGGCAUGCCGGGACGAACGGUGCUGCAGCCUACAAACUGAAUCAAGGUGACGAUCGGCAAAUACCUGUACAAUUUUUGUACGGUCGUCCGGACGAAUAAACUAGAUGAACUAAAGUAAAACUGGAAAACUGCUAGAGAACAUUCACUGGUAGGGUUACCAACCGUCCCGGUUUUGGAGAGACUGUCCCGAGUUCUCAUCCAGCGUCCCGAGUCCCGACUUGUCCCUGUCGGGCCAGCUAUGUAUAUGUCCCGGAUUUGAUUCAGACAUUCAGUCAGUUGUUUUAUGUGAUGAAUGACGGCACGCACGGGCAUCAAGAGCUCAUGCCUCGCUAGUAAUGAGGAUGUAAAAUGAACUGGUGGUUAACGAGCGAGUUGGUACUGUUGCAAACAAUUAAAAUGAAGACACACAGGAACGACAUGAGUUUGACAUUUUUCCUUCCACAAUGCCCUAGUUUGUAGAUCAGGAAACCUGCUGGGGGAACCGACAGUGGUAGAAAGAUUUUCAAGAGAUCCAACAUACCUAACCUCCCCAGGCUUGUAGAAAUAGUUUUUCCGUGUCUUUGAGCAACCCUCCAGUGAAGACGGUAUUCUCGAUUGUGAAAAACGUGUGGAAGGACGAGAGGAAUUACAUGAGGAGCUUGUUCAGUCACGGUUUUAGGUGAAGCUAAACUUCCAUAUGAAAUGCGUAACUCCCAUACAUUUGAAAGAAAGAGCACCUGCUGCCAGCUGCUAAUAGCCAGCUUAAUCCUCAGUAAUCAAAUAUUACCCUUGUCACCUCCCCCACCACCCCCCCCCCCCCCCCCCCCCGUCCUGACUUCCUUCAUCGAAGAGUUGGUAACCCUAUUCACCAGCGGCAGAAUCUGAACCCACAACUUCGAUUACUGACAUGUAUUUGACAGUUUUAUUGCGUCCUUUUCUUUGCCAAUGACAUGGUAAAUUCUGUUCUGGCAUUACCAAGUAGCUGCCAUUAAUGAAUUUUAUUGAUCAUGGUAUCAUUAGUUUCAUUAUUCCUGCAAAGCUUUGGGUGCUGUUCUAGUGAUUCACAUGCCUCGUAUGUGGCAUAUAUUCAUACACAGUAUCGAACCCUGGAACUCUGAGCAUACGAAGGACAUUGGCAGUACCAUUUGACUACAUGGUGGAUCUAGGGUAAACAAUAAUGGUUAAAGGGAUACGGAAACA